Molecule: messenger RNA, 714 nt
Organism: Plasmodium coatneyi
Lineage: Eukaryota; Apicomplexa; Aconoidasida; Haemosporida; Plasmodiidae
Product: SICA antigen
Exons: 3
Coding region: 1-714 (237 amino acids)
Source: RefSeq, a predicted model, not a curated record
AUGCAAAGGGAAUCCCAGAUGAUCCAGAAGCUGGUCCGGCAUUUGCCGUUAGUUCGAGUAGUAAUGAUGGUACCCAAGGUGUCCCGGGUGCUAUUCCUGGUGGUCCACCUGCUGGUGGUAGUACGCAACAAGAUACUGAACCAAAGGCCGUUACUGAACCAGAUGUUGCACCCCAGAAACCAGAAUUACCUUCUGUAUCAGGAAGGAAAGGUCCAGUUGUACAUACACCAACAAACAAAUAAUAAUAUCAACCCUUCCGAACUCCUUACCCCAUACCUUCCUUCCAUUCCUGUUCUAAUUGGUCUUUCUGCUAUGAGUUAUCUCCUUUUGAAGUACUUUGGAAUGCUUCGUAAGGCAAGAAAACGUUACAGAAGAGCUUAUGAAGUAUCUGGUCCUCCUCCCUUGGAAGAACAACCUCUUGGUCAUGUGGGCGACCAGGCAGAUGGUCCACAUGAAUAUACCUUAGUAAAGGAACGAAAACAACCAAGAUCUGUUCCAACAGGAAGGAAGAAACAAGUUGGUAAACGUCCUGUUGGUCAACGUACCAUUAUUGAUAUUCAUUUAGAAAUCUUAGACGAAUGUCAAAGGGAAGAUGUGCAUUCGACGAGGGAAGACUUUUUUGAAAUUUUGGUUCACGAAAUUAUGGGAAGCCAAUUUAUAAAGGAGGAAAAGGUUCCUAAGGAAGAUGUUCCGAAGCAAGAUGUUCAAAGUUAA